Molecule: messenger RNA, 630 nt
Organism: Ilyonectria robusta
Lineage: Eukaryota; Fungi; Ascomycota; Sordariomycetes; Hypocreales; Nectriaceae
Exons: 2
Coding region: 1-630 (209 amino acids)
Biological process (GO): RNA processing
Cellular component (GO): nuclear exosome (RNase complex); cytoplasm
Molecular function (GO): RNA binding
Source: RefSeq, a predicted model, not a curated record
AUGGCAGCUAUCGACGACAUCCCGUCCACCGCCUUGCCUGGCAAGGUCCUGGGCCCGACCUCCAGGUUCGCCCCUGGCGCCGGCACUCACAUCUUCGAGGGCAAUGUCGUGUCCUCCCUCAUGGGUCGCGUUACCAUCAUCCCGCCAGCCAAGGCUCCCGGCCCCGCCAAGCGUCUGAACAAGAUCACCGCUCCGACCGUUGAAGAACUUGCCACCAUCUCCGUCUCCCGACAUGGUAGCAAGCACGAGAUCCUCCCCGACGUCGAUAACAUCGUCCUUGCGCGCGUCGUGCGCCUCAUGCCCCGCCAGGCGAUCGUCGUCAUCCAGCAGGUCGGCGAGACUGUCUUGCAGACCGAGUGGCAGGGCGUGAUUCGUGUGCAGGAUGUAAGGGCGACGGAGAAGGACAAGGUCAAGAUCUACGAGUCAUUCAAGCCCGGCGAUAUCGUGCGAGCCCAGGUGAUUUCGCUCGGUGACCAGGCCAACUACUAUCUCUCUACCGCCUCGAACGAACUCGGAGUCAUUAUGGCGAUAAGCGAGGCUGGAAACGAUAUGGUCCCCGUGAGUUGGAAGGAAUACAAGGACGUGGAGACGGGUAUCAGCGAGCCCCGAAAGGUUGCCAAGCCCAGUUGA